Molecule: messenger RNA, 1011 nt
Organism: Closterium sp. Naga37s-1
Lineage: Eukaryota; Viridiplantae; Streptophyta; Zygnematophyceae; Desmidiales; Closteriaceae
Source: the annotation of a GenBank genome assembly
AUGUCCGUGAUGCCCGCAGCGCAGACCACCAGCACGACCGCCUCCUCCGCGGCCGAAUCGGCCCCUGCACCGGGCGACGCCGGUCCCGUUUACCCCGCUCUACCGGCUACCGCUCCCAGCUCCUCAGGCCCGCCGGCCCCUGCUGUGACCGCCAAAAACGACCGCUCCGGAGACCCCGCCGGUGGACCGGAACCCCGAGCUGGAGCUGCCCCGCUCCCACCGUCAAGCUACUCAGCCCCCCCCCCCGCUCUGCUCCCUCGUGUCCUCCCGAUGAGUAGCCGCUACAUGAUCACCCUGAUCUUUCCCGAGCCAGGAGCCAAUGCCAUCGGCGCCACCCUUAUCUCCAAGAUCCGCGCCAAGCUGAGUCCCUCUCUCUUCGAUUGCGACUUCGUCCCUGACGCCCGCCCUACCAAUGGAGAGACCCUGCGCUUUGCCGAGUGGUCCUACGCUUCGAUCUGUUUCUCCUGGCCAACCAGGCAGUCUGUCGACGAGUUCCUCCCCAUCUUCAAGCACCCCAUCGAGCUCUCCCCUGGCCGAUUCAUCAACGUCAAACCGUAUGUCGACCCUCAGCCUGACUUCACGAAGGCCGAGGCGAAUGGCGCUUCCGACCUCUCCCUGCGCAAGGUCCCGGCCCGCAUUGAGGAGUUAGACCUAUUCGCGUACCUAGUUCCCGGCUGGAUGGCGGGUAUGAACUCCUUCCACCGCAUGCAAGAUCCCUAUGACGGGGUCUUCCUCCCCAUCCUCACAGGCAUCCCCACCCCGCUACCGAAUGACCCGGACUUCCUCAUCGUUCCGGCUCUGAUCCCCACUGGCGGCAAUGAUCCGGACAUUUUCGUGAACGGCUCGGUAUACCUCCUCCCCCAAGCUUAUCACCAAUAUCUUUGGGGCACCCCGUCUCCCCUUUUCACCCCUCUUCCGCCCCGGUCGACCCCGCAACAAAACCCCCUACGACCUAGGCCGUGGAUACGCAUGAUCUCUCGUGCGGUGGCCUCCACAGCAUGGCCAUGUUAA